Molecule: messenger RNA, 675 nt
Organism: Didymosphaeria variabile
Lineage: Eukaryota; Fungi; Ascomycota; Dothideomycetes; Pleosporales; Didymosphaeriaceae
Exons: 2
Coding region: 1-675 (224 amino acids)
Molecular function (GO): oxidoreductase activity, acting on the CH-OH group of donors, NAD or NADP as acceptor; NADP binding; NAD binding
Source: RefSeq, a predicted model, not a curated record
AUGACUGUUACAAACGAUGAAGUCCUUAAGAGUGUCAUCAACCAAUUCAUAUCCACCAAGUCGUUGGCAGGCAAAACCCUUGUAGACACAACCACCGUCCACCCCGACACCACAGCCUCUAUAGCGGCCGAGCUCUCCACACACAAUUGCUCCUUCGUCGCAGCCCCUGUCUUCGGCCCGCCACCAACCGCCCGCGCAGGCCAGCUCCUCGUCGCCGUAGCCGGCUCUCCCCACGCCGUCGAAAUAAUCACACCCUACCUCCAAGGCGUCAUCGCCCGCGGCGUCAUCCCCGUCGGCCCCGAUCCCUCCAAAGCCCUCCUUCUCAAAUCUACCAGCAACUUCAUCGGCGCUGGCCUCAUGUACCUCAUCUCGGAAGCUCACGUCCUGGCGGAGAGAUCCGGCCUUCCCGCCCCCGUCCUCGAGUCGCUCAUCGAAGCCAACUUCGGUGCCUACGCAGCGAACACAUCUAAACGACUAACGUCCGGGAGCUACAUGCCUGCCGUGGGACAGGCGCCGAACAGCGCGCUGGAGCUGGCGAUUAAGGAUGUAGGAAUCGGGCUAGGGAUUGCGAGGGAGCAAGGGGUGAAGUUGGAGAUUGGAGAGUUGAGUAUGGGAGCGAUGGAGGAGGCGAAAAGAUUUGGGGAUGAGAGGGGGGAGGAAGUUGGACAGUCAUAG